This is a messenger RNA of Brachypodium distachyon (stiff brome), 4426 nucleotides long. Its product is annotated as glutathione S-transferase T3. The coding region runs from base 3171 to 4094 and encodes 307 amino acids. NCBI's taxonomy places the organism in Eukaryota, Viridiplantae, Streptophyta, Magnoliopsida, Poales, Poaceae. The transcript has 8 exons. The record is from RefSeq and is a predicted model, not a curated record.
ACCCCUCCCCCCAAGCCAGUAUCUGCCCGCAAGGGUUUCGUUCGUUGCUCGCGUUUGGCUGGCCCGUAUGUGCGGUUUCGAGCCAAGGGAUGAUUUCAUCGUUGCUUUUGCGGCCGCGACGAGCUCUGGGAGUUGCGAGGUGGUUAUGCUGCUUCUAUUUGUGCGCAAAAUUAUAGGUAAACUAGGGUUAGCCUUUUUGGAAUCAGAAUCCCCUAAAUUCUACAUACGAAUCCCUGGAAAUUGGCCCAAAUUAUAGUUCAAAUUUGGUGGAGACGUGCAUUCAAACCAGCACGGGGGUUUUGCCUAGUUGUUGCUACAUGCAAGGUAUGCUUUACAGCCAGCCUGUGUUAGAUACAAGCGUUUUAGGCGUUUUUUGGUUCUUUAUGCAAAUCUGCAAACCUAAUCCUAACUUACAGCCAACAUUGGCAGCUAUUAGGCUAAUGCUAGGGCCGAGAUCCUCCAUUGCUUCUGACCUGUCAAAUUGACCAGCAGUUGUAUUAGAGUGUCAAUUUUUGGCCUAAAUUUUGCUUUACCACUUACUGUUCCUAUUCUGUUUUGUGCAAAAGUUGCAUCCACACUUUUAUUGCUCCUUCAUUGUUUUUGCGUUUUUUGACCUCAAUUUUUCGCUUUACCCCCUUUGAUGUUUUUUUCAAGUUAAAGUUGCUUCCACCUAGCCAAUUUUUCAGUUAAAAGGUGCCGCUCUAUUUCGUUUUUUGCUUCUUGGAGAAAAUAGGUAGUACUUCGUUCCGUCCCUUUUUGCCUGUAAUGCAUUUUCAUGUCCUUUUCAUUUUUACAGAAGGUUAAUUUUGCCUAAUUUUUGCUUCCUAUAACACUAGCCUGAAUUUGUUGCCAAGGUACUUGCUUCGUAUCAGAGACCCAACUUUUUUUUAGCAAAAGUUGCUUCCACCUAGCCAAUUUUUCGGUUAAAAGUUGCCACACUAUUUCAUUUCUUGCUUCGUGGAGCAAAUAGGGGGUACUUCUCUUGUUCCGUCCCCCCUUUUUGCCUGUAAUGCAUUUUUACAGAAGGUUAAUUUUGCCUAAAUUUUGCUUCCUAUAUCACCAGCCUGAAUUUUUGUGGCCCGAGUAGUUGCUUCUUAUCCGAGACCCACUCUUUUUGAGCAAGUAGAUGAAACUGAAUCUGUAUCCAACUAUAAAAGGGAAAGCCGAUGAUAAAUUCAUGCGUGCUUGGCUGAUUGUUGCAAUGAGCAGUUUCUUAUGCCCAAGCACAUGCUUAAGAGUCAGCCCACGAUGUUAUCCCUCAUUCAUCAAUCUGGAAGAUGUUGUGAACAUAAAUUUCUGCCAGUUUGUAGUUGAUCGACUACAAGUGGCUUUCAAGAAUCUGGGCGAUGAAAAGAACUCACUUCGCUGCUGCGUAUAUCUCUUACCGCUUCUACAUCUUGAUUCACUCAUCGUCGACGAGCCUUUGAGCAACUGUGCUGUCUGCAAUCAAGCAUGGACGACGCAAGCCAUAAAUAAAGUUGUCCAGCAAGAUAUGAUAGCAUGCCGAGUUUACGGGGAAACUGCAUUUGAAAGCACAAGCUGGACGUGGCAAUAGCGUUGGGGCGGCAACAGUAGGAUAAGGCCUGUUUGUGGGCAUCGAACAUGCCAAAAAAGUCAUUUCCUCAAAUUUGCCUGCUAACUACAAAGUAAAGAAGACAAGGAAACUUGCAGUUAUGGUGCAAGAGCUAUGCACAGGAAUCAGUGGCGGAUCCAGGUUUUUGAGACAGGGUGGUCCAAUGUGUAACCAGGUGGGGUUUCUACAAAUGGAUCUGUACAAAUGGCAGGAAUAAGGGCAGAAGAAAAUGGAAGCAAAAAGCAGGAGGCACAAUGCACUCGAAGGAGCAACAGAUUUUUUGUUCUGAGCUGCAGGAUCACAAAAACAUGCAACGCUAUGAUUCUACCUUCUUGGGGUGCCCAGAGUUAAGUGCCAUAUCAAAACCCUAAGGAACAUGAUCUGUGUUUUGUUGGGGAGAGGAAUUAAGCCCAGAGUUUAAGUGAUUUAUGCUUUACACAGCAGGGGAAGGGGGUGGGGUUGGCAAGAUUUGCGUUAUACCUGUAGCAAUUUUCCUGUCCUGAUUGGGUGGGGGAUGAACUCAUCGCCUGGCAGUUUUCAAUUCAUGGACGUAAGAAGGGCAGAGAGGAGGGAAUAGCGGCGCUGGAGAAGAUGGAAUCGGGUGAGAGGAAGAGCUUCGUCUCCUUUUCGUUUUUGCUUUUGCCUUUUUGCUUUGUUUGGAUAUAGCUUCUUUGCAUCCGGGCCAACUUUCUGAUCUAUCGGGCAAAAUCGACAGCUGCGGCAGGCAAAAAACACGUGCUUCGGUUGUUUUAGCGGGGCAGGACACGCGACGAGACUGGGGACCAAAACUUACCUUAUUUGGAAAGGGGGACAAAUACUUUUCUUUUUUGGCUGUGCACCCUUGGCAAGUUAGUAUAUUCAGCAGGGCCCCUAAACAGAUCUUCUACUCAUUUUUUAGGGGAUAGAGCCAAAAAAAAUGUCUUCAGCAGCCUCCUACUUGAGCCUUUAAAGUAGGAAAGCCCCUAGAAUCACUUCUCUUGCCCUCGUUCCUGGGAGCUCCCUGCGAGCCCCUAUCUCUCUAUUUCCCCCUCUCUCUCCUCCUCCCGCGUUGUUGUUUCUUCCCGCGCGCAUCGUCUCUCGUCCCGCCAUUUUCCCCGUCGCCACCAUCGCCCCCGCGCCGCGCCUCCGUCCUACUUCUCCCGCAGCGCCGCCGCCCUCGCCCCAACGCAGCGCCGCCGCCCGAGAUCUCCCGCAGAGCCGCCACCCUCACCCGCCCGCAGCGCCGCCAUCCUCGAUCUCCAGACGCGUCGCCGCCCCCGCCCGCCCUCCUCAACCCCAGCAGCCGCCGCCUCCCCUUGACCCUAGCACCUCCCUCGCCUCACCCCAACGUCGCCGCCCUCGACCCUAGUGCCGCCGCCUCCCCUCAAGCCCGCUGCGCCGCCGCCUCCCGCAACCUCCCAGUAGUGCCGCCGCCUCCAGCCCAUCUUCGUCCUCCACCUCCUUCGUCCCCCGGCCGAUCCUCCGCCUUCCUCGUCCCCUGCAGUACCGCUGCCUGAUGGAUGGUGCCCCAAUUUCCAAAGGGCGCCCUCGUGGUGCCAGCUCUGCUGGUGCCAAGCAACGCGCCAAAAAGUGAAGCAGCGAGGCCGCGUUCAACUCCAUGGUGCCGCCGACGCGUGGAGCUGAACCACAGCCACAGGAACCCCGAAGUGAAUCCUUUUUGAACAUGAUAGAUGAAGGAAUAGACAUUGAUGCAUUCUUAUUGUUGAAGGAGGUUGAAGAAGUUCCUCCUCCCAAGACUCAAAAAAGAUCAAGCAACUAUACUCAUGAUGAGGACAUCCAACUAUGCAAGUCUUGGAUCAACAUUAGCACGGAUGCCAUUGUUGGCAAUGAGCAGCCGGGCAAGUCAUAUUGGGCUAGGAUAGCUGAACACUAUCAUGAGAAUCGGACAUUUGAAUCCGAUAGGAAUGCUAAUUCUCUGGAGCAUCGUUGGAAUGUUCUUCAGAAAGAGUGCAUGAAGUGGCAGGCAAACUUUGAGCAAGUUGAGCGUCGCCAUGAAAGCGGCAUUCCAUACAAGGAGCAUAUGAAGGAACGUCAUGCUUUAUAUGCAAAUGGGGAGCCAAAGAACAAGUCAUUUCAGUAUGUUCAUUGUUGGCUAGAGGUGAGGCAUACACCGAAGUUCUUAGCUCUAGAUGCUGCCACCAAGAGAUCAAGAUCCACACCAUCUGAUGAGGUUGGAGAUGGUGAUGAUGAUAGCAACAGUCCCACUCCUGACUCAGCAAGGAAAGCUAGGCCAGUUGGAAGGAAGAAAGCAAAAGAGAUGAUGAAGAAUGCAGGUGAGGGUGGAUCUUAUAAGGAAGCGUUGAAAGAUCUGCUUCAGGUGAGGGAGAAAGAAGGGAAGAUGAGAGAGGAGAGAUGGAAGGAGGCCGAAGAUAGGCAAGAACACAAGCUAUCACUUGAGGAGCACAAGUUUCAAUGGGAGCAAGAACAACAGAUCAUGUUUUGUGAUGUGAAUGCAUUGGAGACGGAUGUGAAGGUAUGGGUCUUGGCCGAGGUCACAGAUGGCCGCGACAGCUGCAGCUAGGGCGGGGGGCUUGGGGGCGAGCAACUUGGGUGGAGAUUGCAUGACUUGGGGCUUUGGUGGAGAUUGCAUGACUAGGAGCUUCAAUGGAGGUGGCAAUGGCGGCGACACGAGCAAUAUCUGAUCUACAUGGUGUCUUUUGGUACUACUAUUUGUCAUUUUCAUGUUUGAAAAUUUUGGACUCGUAUUAGAAUUGUGUCGUUUGAAAUUAUGUAUCCGAAUAUGGUUGAAGUCUAUGCAUUUGAAUCAUAUAUGUUUGAAUUAUUGUGUAGUCAAACUACAUGUACAAGUAGAGUUAAUAUGAAAAUGAUGGUCAAAAGAAGUAGGGGCUGAAA